Leptinotarsa decemlineata (Colorado potato beetle) is the source of this 2568-nucleotide messenger RNA. RefSeq names its product hemocyte protein-glutamine gamma-glutamyltransferase. Gene Ontology annotation, molecular function: protein-glutamine gamma-glutamyltransferase activity. Lineage: Eukaryota; Metazoa; Arthropoda; Insecta; Coleoptera; Chrysomelidae. The record is from RefSeq and is a predicted model, not a curated record. Gene Ontology annotation, biological process: peptide cross-linking.
UCCUUAGUCAUUGUUCCUAUUUUCCUCGAGUUUUUGGAACCGAUCAAGGCAACCACCGCGAGGCUAUAAUAAAUUUCGCCGGAUUCUCUGCGAAUGUAUGAUAUAAGCAGAUACAAGCAGUGCUAUAAGUUCAGUAGCAGUUGAAAGUUUGUUUAUAAAUAUUGACUUCUAACCAGUUAUCUCUUCCCUGGGGGCAAAAGUCUUGCGUAAAGUUGUUUAUUUGUGAGUAGUCAGUGUCGUAUAGGUGAAGUAUGGAACCUCUAACAAUAACUGGUACCGAGUUAUAUAUCAGAGACAACGCAAAACAACACCAUACUGAUGAAUACGAUCUGGUGAAAGCCGAAACACCGACCUGCAUCUUGCGAAGAGGAGCAGAAUUUUUCUUAGCGUUGAGGUUCAAUCGAGACUAUGACAUCGAGAAAGAUAUCAUCAGAAUCAGCUUUGGAUUUGGCGAGAAACCGAAUCCAGUUUCCGGUACCAAAGCCGUUCGUCCGGUACUACCGAAACUCAAGCAUUUCCCGAAAAGCUCCCAGAUAUGGGGCGUCAUGUUAACUCAGAACAGCGGCACCUCCAUAGUUCUGAACAUUCGCAUUCCUCCACACGUACCUGUCGGCAUCUGGAAAAUCUCCAUUGCGACGGCCAUUUCUGGACAACGAGGGAUCCGUAAAGAUUUCACCAUACCUGAUGACAUCUACAUCCUCUUCAAUCCUUGGUGCCCUGAAGAUGGCGUGUACAUGGAAAACGAAGAAGAAAGACAGGAAUACAUCAUGAAUGAAACGGGGAAAAUCUGGUGUGGGACUUUCAAAAAACCGAAUGGAAAGCAUUGGAUUUUUGGACAGUUUGACGAGAUAUCUCUACCUGCAGCUGUUUUUUUACUGGAUAAAUCUGAGCUGGUACCAGCGAAAAGAGGAAACCCUGUCAUGGUUUCCAGAGCCAUUUCCGCCAUUAUAAAUGCUGUCGACGAUGGUGGUCUUUUGGAGGGUAAAUGGGAAGGCGACUAUGCUGAUGGAACUUCUCCGUUCGCUUGGACUGGUUCUACCGCCAUUUUGGAACAGUACUUGAUGACCGAGGGGACUCCCGUGAAGUACGGACAGUGCUGGGUCUUCUCCGCAGCCACUGUCACUGUUUGCAGAGCGUUGGGUAUCCCCUGCAGAUCAACAACCAAUUACGUGUCUGCUCAUGACACCAACAGUUCACUCACGGUGGAUAAAUAUUUCGACAUUUUCGGUGAGAAAUUGGAAAGCGGUCCUGACGGUACCUGCAACGACUCAUGCUGGAACUUCCACGUGUGGAACGACGUUUGGAUGACGAGACCGGAUCUUCCUGUCGGCUACGGCGGUUGGCAGAUCAUUGACGCCACUCCUCAAGAGCAAAGCGAUAAAGUUAUGAGGUGCGGGCCCGCUUCUGUGGCUGCUGUGAAGAAGGGGGAGGUUGGAUAUCUUUACGACACCCCUUUUGUGUUUUCUGAAGUCAAUGCGGAUAUUAUGCACUUUCAAGAGGACGAGGAGUCUGAUUGGGGCUUCAGCAGAACCACCAUAAAUCAGUACCAUGUUGGUCGUAAAAUCGUCACGAAAAAAUUGGGCCCCACUGACGACGACGGCGACAGCGAUCUACUGGACGUAACCAAACUCUACAAGAACCCGGAAGGAACAGAGGCGGAACGCCUUGCCGUUUACAACGCGGUCCACGGGGUCCCCCGAGCCCAAGAACUCUACGACAUUCCCGACAGAGGCAACGAGGACGUCGCGUUCGACCUGGUGGACAUCGACACCGUCCCCUUCGGCGAAACCUUCUGCGUGGAGGUGAAAGUCGAGAACAAGUCCGAGGAAGAGAGAACCAUCAAAGCGGUGCUGUCGGCGAGCUCGGUAUAUUAUACGGGGACCACCGCGAAAGACUUGCAGAAAUCGAAAGGAACCGUGAAGAUCCAGCCUGGAAAGAAGGAGACACUGAGGUUGGAGAUCACUCCCGACGAGUAUGUUGGGAAGCUGGUGGAUCACAGUUUUAUUAAGCUGUACGCCAUCGCUAACGUCGAGGAGACGAAGCAGGUCUGGAGCGAGGAGGAUGAUUUUACUUUCAUCAUGCCCCAGGUGACGAUUACGGUGUCUGGGCUGCAGAAGAUCGGGGAAACCUGUGAAGUUAACUUCAGUUUUCGCAAUCCUCUUGACGUGCCAUUGACUGGAUGUUCUUAUACAGCAGAAGGACCUGGAAUCAGGAAACCGAAAAUUAUCAAAUAUCGCGAUGUUUUGCCAAAGGAGGUUAUCAACAUGUCUCAGUCCUUCACUGCGAAAGGAAGCGGAGUAAGAAAAAUCGUUUUCAACUUCACUUCGAAAGAAAUCCACAACGUACAUGGAAGUACGAAAAUCAAAAUAGAGGAAUGAAUUGGUUUCUAUUUAUUUUUUCAGGAUAUGUUAAUUCUUUUCAAGAUUGUCAAUAAUGAGCUUUUAUCUUAGAAUAAGGAAGUAAAUUAGUAGAAUAUUUUGUGUCAAACUAUAUAUACGUCAAUACUAAUGCCACACAUCCAUAUUGUACAUCCUUUCAACUUUUCAUUAAUACAAAUUAUUCAUAAAA